GCGGGCGGCUGAAGCGCAACCUUCCAUCCUCCUCCUCCUUCUCCGCGCCCCGGUAGCGGAAACUCUUCCCUCGGCUUGGCGCUGUCGCCAUCUCAGGAGGAGGAGGAGGAGUGGUUGGGCAGGGGCAGCGGCUCUGCCUGGUCAGGCGGGGCGGGAAGCGGAAGGAGGGACAGCCGGCGCGGCCUCAACAAUGUCAGAAGGCGACAGUACUGGCGAGUCCAUUCAUGGCAAACCUUCAGUGGUCUAUAGAUUUUUCACCAGACUCGGACAGAUUUACCAGUCCUGGUUAGACAAAUCUACUCCUUAUACUGCAGUUCGAUGGGUCGUAACGCUGGGUUUAAGUUUUAUCUACAUGAUUAGAGUUUAUCUACUGCAGGGUUGGUACAUCGUGACAUAUGCCUUGGGCAUCUACCACCUAAAUCUUUUCAUAGCUUUCUUGUCGCCAAAGGUAGAUCCCUCUCUAAUGGAGGACUCAGAUGAGGGUCCUUCAUUACCUACAAAACAAAACGAGGAGUUCCGUCCCUUCAUUCGAAGGCUGCCAGAGUUCAAAUUCUGGCACUCUGCUACUAAAGGCAUCCUUGUCGCAAUGACUUGUACAUUCUUUGAGGCUUUCAACGUUCCAGUUUUUUGGCCGAUUCUGGUGAUGUACUUCAUUAUGCUUUUCUGUAUCACAAUGAAACGGCAAAUCAAGCAUAUGGUAAAAUAUCGAUAUAUACCCUUCACACAUGGCAAGAGGAAAUACAAAGGGAAGGAAGACGUGGGGAAGACCUUUGCGAGCUAGAAAUUAAACUCAGGCUGCUGACCAACUCCCUACAUUAUAAUUAAAAGACCAGUUUUGAGCCAUUGUAACAACGCCUCUUUCCUUCACGCUAAGUCAUCAGUAGCAGGGUGGUGACCAAGAAGUUUCAUUCCCCCCCCCCUUUCAGUUUAUUGAAGGUCAGGCUUUUUAUUAUCUUUUUUGCUUUAAGUAACGCAAGAGAAUACUGGCAUUUUGACCGUAUCAUCGUGUUAUUCUUUGGCUACAAGCUGCUACGUCCAAGGGCUGCCUCUCUCCCUCGUCCCCUUUUUGUUGCUGCACAACACGAGUCAUCCCGUGUUCUCAAAACAUGUGCAAAACAUCUCUUGGGAAGGGCACGCAGCUCUCGCAUAACCUUGGAAGGGCAAGAUUUGAUUGGCAAUUUCACAAGGGUUUUUUUUUGUACGCAUUUAACAAUAUGGGGAGUUGCAUGAAGGCAGAAUAUUCAUCUCAAGGCCUAUGGUUUAUAGCCUAGUAUGGAACAGGGGAGUUCCCACAACUGUAUUUAUUUAUUUUUGGGGGGGGCCUUUUGUGCGUGUCCAGUCCAGCGUGCAUCUUGUACGUUGCUGAAAUGCAGUGUGCAUUCAUAGAGGGAGGUGUGGGUGCUCACAGUAAUGUUUUCUGCUUUGUAAUGUCCCAGGUAUUAACUAGAGGCCUCUUUAGAAGUCCUCUGAUGUAAUAGGUGCCUCUGUGGCAUUACUUAGAGGGCAACUUGCAAAUUUUAAAAUAAGCCUACUCCAAAUUCUUGCUUUUCAAAGCAGAGGAGGAAUUAGUUGAUUAAGCUUUUAUGGUGGACAGGCUGAUUUCUUUCUGGCUUUCAUAAUGACUGAAUAUUAUUCUUAACAAUCAUGGCGUUUUUUUGCUGGAAGCCUGGAAUUAUAAAUAUAUAUAUAUAAAAUUAUGUGGAGAGUAUUUUGACACAUCAUCUUUGACAUUUCAAGUUUUUUAAAAGUUUUCUUCAAGCUAGUCCCCUUUCCAGGGCACUUCUAGACUGAGACAUUGUGGGCUUUAACACACCUUUAAAUUUUCUAUGGAGAAAAAUAUAGAAAUAAAUGAUCUGCAUGUAAACCUUUUUUGAUGUGAUACAGCUAUAAACAAUUUUAAUGAAUGACUUUAAAAUUCCAAACUUUAUUAAAAGACAGUGUCCCUUUUUUGGGUUCAGUAGUGUUUAUAAAAUCAAUAUAAGUAUUAAUGUUUCUUCCCGUUUCUCAAAACGUGAGAUUGAAUCCAAUGCUAGUCUUACUCAGAGUAGACUCCCUGAAAUUAAUAGACAUGACUAGAGUCCAUUUAUUUCACUGGAUCUACUCUGAGCAGGAUUAGCAAUGGAUACAGCCCAUCCUAUUUAAAUCUUGUAGAGUGAUGUAUUUGAACUCUAGCUGUAAAAACAGCUGCUCAUUAUACAAUUUAAAAGGAAAUUUACUCUGUAUGUGGCAGAGUUAAGAUAAAUGUGAAAUACACUGUGCCAUAUGAAUUGGAUUUCCUGCUUUUAAGCAGUAUGAGAAAAAAAACUGUGUUUUUUAGUUCCACAAGUAGCAGGGAAUGUUUUGCACUUCUAAACAAAAUAGCAUGAAACAAGUGACCAGACUGUGGAAGUAAAACUGCAAUUAAUGAUCCCAAUCCUUUACCACCCUCCAUAGAAGCAAGUCCUAUUGAAAUCAAUCAGGCUCAAUUACACAACAUUAAGGUUUUUUUUAAAAAAGAUACCGUGCUACAAAUUUGGACACAAGAACUCAGUUAACAAAUAUGGGUUGUCUCCAACACUAGUCAGAGUAGACCCACUGAAGUUAAUGAAUAUGACUAAGGUACCUUAAUUUCAGUGGGUCUACCCUGAGCAGAGGACUGAGUUCAAGAGAAUUUAUGAACAGAUUCAGGGGGGUUUUCAGUACGUGGUAUAGAGCAGGGCCAAGUAGAAAGGGUAGGAGGGUAGGCUGGCAAAUCAGAAGUGGAGCUUAAUUCAUGUUCUCUUCUGCAUCAGAUUUCAGGUGCGUUUUGCUGGGACUGAAUGUGGCAAUAUAGAAAGGCAGGACAGACAUACACCCCUCCCUCUUUCAUACUAUGUGUUGCAUAUUCCUCCUAGCUGGUGGCUGCAUGUGCAGCGUGUACCAUGUAUUCCUUAUGGCAGGGCAGGGGAGCCAGCCCCCCUCCCAGCUGCUGUUGGUCUAUACCUCCCAUCAUCCCUGACUAUUGGCCGCGUGGACCAGGGCUAAUGGGAGUUGGAGGGCACCACCUUUAUGCCUCCAAUACAAGAUGAUUCACAUCUUUGCCAAACUGAAUUUCUGGCAGCCUUUCCAGUACUCAGAUGCAUCUAGAUAUACCAUAGGUGGCCUGCUUCUGCAUUAUAUAUAUAUAUAUAUUAAAAAACUGACCAGCAUUGGGAAUUUUGCCAGAGUCACCCUGAAGUUCAAAAUUAAGAUGCCUUAGAGCCUUUGAGUGGUAACAUGUUCUACUUAUCCCAUUAAAUGAACCGUUUCCCAUAAGCAGCAGGUCCAGCAGUUGCCCACAGCACUUGAAACGGUUAUUAUAUGGGGAGAUUCUCCAGGUUUGCUCUACAAACAAAGAGGAUAAACGCCAAGGGUUUGUUUUGUAAGAUGACAGGUUCAUUAUCUCCUUGUACAGGCAGUGCAAUUCAAGUGUUUGGCUGCUCCAUUUUAGCAACUGAAUAUCAAAAUAAAGUCUUACACUUGGUCAAAA
Rhineura floridana is the source of this 3487-nucleotide messenger RNA. It is a transcript of the gene RER1, whose product is annotated as retention in endoplasmic reticulum sorting receptor 1. The transcript has 7 exons. Bases 191 to 781 code for a protein of 196 amino acids. The record is from RefSeq and is a predicted model, not a curated record. Gene Ontology annotation, biological process: retrograde vesicle-mediated transport, Golgi to endoplasmic reticulum; protein retention in ER lumen. Gene Ontology annotation, cellular component: Golgi membrane. Lineage: Eukaryota; Metazoa; Chordata; Lepidosauria; Squamata; Rhineuridae.